GUCAACGGACGACAACGAUUCUCAGCGCUCCGUGGCCGUUAUUUCGUUUUGGCUCUUCCGCCGGUACGCACCCUCUCCCGCGGCGCAUUCGUUAUUCGUUCUUCACGGCACGCACCACUUUCACGUUGUCCAUCCGCUGUGAGCACAAACGGUCGAUUUUAUUUUUUGCUUUUAUUUGCCGUUCACCUAGAAACGAUUAAUCAUGUCUGACGGUGAUUGGGAUGAUGGUGCAAGUUCUUCGAACCAUAGAGGUCGUGGAGGUGGUCGUGGUAGAGGAGGUGGUCGAGGUAGAGGAGGCUUUAACAGAAAUAAUGAUUUUGACUCUAAUACUCAAGGUGAUGAUUGGGGUAGUAAUGGUGGUGGUGGUGGUGGUGAUGAGUGGUCUGGUGACAACAAUGGAGAACGUGAUGGUGGAUCACGUGGACGUGGUAGAGGUAGAGGAAGAGGAGGUAGAGGAGGAGGCAGAAGUUUCGAUCAAAAUAAUGAUGCAGAGGAAGGCGGUGAUUUUGGUGGUGAUGACCAGCAGCCUCCAGUUUCUGAUAAGCCUAGACCAACAUACAUACCUCCAGAAAUUGAUGAAAAUGAUGAAUAUGGAAUUGGAGUUGGAAGCAAUUUUAAUAAAUAUGAAAAUAUAGAAGUGAAAGUUAGUGGUGAUUCUGUUCCCAAACAUAUUGAAUCCUUCAAGAGUUCUGGUUUGCGUGAAGUAUUAAUAGAAAAGUUGGUCAAAUGCAAUUAUACAACACCUACUCCAAUCCAGAAGUAUGCUAUUCCUGUUAUUAUUAAUGGACGCGAUAUGAUGGCUACUGCCCAAACUGGUUCUGGUAAAACAGCUGCAUUUGUUUUGCCAAUUGUGCAUACUUUACUCUCUCAACCACAAGAUUUAGUGUUUGAUCGGGAUUACUGUGAACCUCAAUGUGUUAUUAUGUCACCAACUCGAGAGUUGGCUAUACAAAUCCGUGAUGUUGUCUAUAAAUUGACGAAUGGAACUUGUAUUAAACAAUCAAUUCUCUACGGUGGCACUGCAACAGGACAUCAAAGGAAUACACUUGCUAAUGGUAUCCAUAUAUUAGUUGCAACACCUGGACGUUUGAAUGAUUUUGUUGGUCGAGGAUAUGUAUCAUUUAAAUCAUUAAGGUUCUUUGUGUUAGAUGAAGCAGAUAGAAUGUUGGAUAUGGGUUUCAAACCAGAUAUUGAAAAAAUAUUAAAUCAUGAAACAAUGGUGGAUAUUUAUACUAGACAAACACUUUUAUUUUCUGCCACGCUAGCAGAUGAUAUUCAAAUGUUAUCUAAAGCUUAUUUGAAACCAAACUAUGUCUUUGUCGCGGUGGGUGAAAUUGGAGGUGCUUGUAAAGAUGUUAUACAAGAAAUUAGAGAAGUCUCCAAGUUCGAAAAAAAGAAAGAACUAAUUAAAGUUUUAGAAUCCUUAGGAAAUUGUCAAGGAACUAUGGUUUUUGUAGAACAGAAAAGAAAUGCUGACUUUAUCGCUGCAUUUUUAAGUGAAAAAGAUUAUCCUACUACUAGUAUUCAUGGCGAUCGAGAACAACCCGAAAGAGAACAAGCCUUAAGAGAUUUUAAGAAUAAUAAAAUGAAAAUAUUGGUUGCUACUGCAGUUGCUGCUAGAGGCUUAGAUAUUAAAGGUGUUAAUUGUGUUAUAAAUUUUGACAUGCCUAGCUCUAUUGAUGAGUAUGUUCAUAGAAUUGGUCGAACAGGCAGACUGGGUAAUUCUGGUAGAGCUGUUUCAUUUUAUGAUAGUAGCAGUGACAAUAACUUAGCAUCAGAACUUGUUAGGAUUCUUAAACAGGCUGAUCAAGAAGUGCCAUCAUUCCUAGGUGGUUCAGGUGGUGGCAAUUCCUAUGGCGGAAAUUCUUAUGGUGGAAGUAACAAUACUUGCAGUGAUGUUAGAGAGACUACACCGGCAGCUGCUGGAGAUGACGAAUGGUGAAGCUGAUUAGUUACUUGGAUUAUUAUUUAUUUAAAUUACUUGAAAUAUGAACUGAUUAAAUUAAGUUAUUGACUAUUUUAAUGUACUUUGUUAUAUAAUUUUUGUACAACUUAAUUAGUUAUAUAAUUAUUUACCUUCUGUUCUUAUUAUGUUGUAUACAUAUUAUCUUGUUGGUUAUGUUAAAAUGUUUAAAUACAUUGAACAGUUAUAAUAAUA
Molecule: messenger RNA, 2158 nt
Organism: Aphis gossypii (cotton aphid)
Lineage: Eukaryota; Metazoa; Arthropoda; Insecta; Hemiptera; Aphididae
Product: ATP-dependent RNA helicase vasa-like
Exons: 9
Coding region: 203-1942 (579 amino acids)
Biological process (GO): cell differentiation; gamete generation
Cellular component (GO): P granule; nucleus
Molecular function (GO): RNA helicase activity; RNA binding; ATP binding
Source: RefSeq, a predicted model, not a curated record